AUGGGGGCGGGGUCGUCGGGGGGAAAUGCGUGGCCAACUCGACGGGUUGAACACGUCGCCCCAAAAGUCCGGCUUGUUGUCGGCCUUCUUGCCUGCAGAGGAUCCGAUUUUUUUGGCAACGGUGGGCAGAAAGUGCGCCAGUCGUUGACGUCGCCAGUGACGUACGUCCACGUCAAAGAAGGGCACGGGCAACAAAAAGUCCUCGUCUCAUUCGCUGGUGCUGGCACACAGCACACCCCCGUCGUCAAGGACACCUUUUGUGUGGGCAAAGGCAACGUCAUCUUGGUCAUAGCCAUCACUAUGAUCACCCAGAACCGCAGUGGUGACUUCCGAGCGGCGCUGUUUUCUACAGUGUCACUGCACGUCGGCCAACCCUUGGAGUUGGAGUUUCCAAGAGUUCGAGGACCGCACUUGCUCAAGUGCGCGGAGGAGUCGAUGCUUCUGUUGUGGAUAACGGAUGUGAGACGUGACGGUGGGAUCGUGGCACUGAGCUUGAGCUCGCUGACGAAGUCCAUCGCGGUGGCCUUGACGUGA
Messenger RNA from Aphanomyces astaci, 534 nucleotides. RefSeq lists its product as hypothetical. Lineage: Eukaryota; Oomycota; Saprolegniomycetes; Saprolegniales; Verrucalvaceae. The record is from RefSeq and is a predicted model, not a curated record. The transcript has 4 exons. The coding region runs from base 1 to 534 and encodes 177 amino acids.